UUAGACACAAAAAAUUAAAGGACCGCGAUAUUCCAACAACGUAUUUUUAACACUAUUUUGACAACGCCACGUGUCGGCACCUGAUUGGUUUGUUUGAAAAAUAAUUUUUUUUUAAAACCUAUAACCGUAACCCUUAUUUUGAGUGAAAAUCCUAAAAUAGCCCUUUCUCUGUUCCAUUGGAAACGAAGGUCCGUUCUCUUGAGAGGUCGAAGGUCGCGUUUCGUGCCGCUGCACUUUGUUCCAUUUGCGUGGUGUUGUCUCCGUCCAGUUUCGUAUCCUGUGAUCGUGCGGAAUGGCAAGUUCCGGUGAGGAUUGUCCGACGACGAAGUUGAGUGUUCGUCACUCUUUUUCGACAAAGUAUAUAUGUACUUUGAACGAACGAUUGACAGACGAGCAUCGGUCAUUGAUUGCGAGGACUCCAUUUGCGUGGUUUUUAGAUGUCAAUGUGAAUGUUAAAGUAGGUAGAAAUCUAUUGAGUGAGUUAUUGGGUAAGUGGGACGACUGUAGUAGUGGUUUUUUAGUUGGGAAUAAAGUUUUGAAUAUAAAUGAAAAUGAUAUUUAUUUAGGGUUGGGAUUGAGUACAGAUGGUGCAAAUAUUAACUUAAAGGAAGAGCUGGGCAAUACUGAAUGUGUGAAGUACAUAGGCAAAGGAACAAAGGAAUUGAAUUCGAUAUACAAAAUUCUAAUGCGAAAACAGAAGAAAAAGAUACCUUGUUCUCAUUUUUGUAGCCUUUACCUCCUUGUAGGGAUAAGUGAGAUUUUAUUUCCAAAACGUAGCGGGAAAGUGUUUCCCGUAAUGUUUAAUCUUGUUGACAACUUAGGUGGUUUGGGUAGUUAUUGUUGGGGUAGUGUAGUUUAUCGUUUUCUGUUACGUAGUUUGUGCAAAGCUUCAGAAGGCUUGAAGAAAGGCAAAGGUAUUUCAAACGUUUACGUUGAUGGUUGUGUUUACAUGCUGCAGGUAUGGUUUUUUGAGCUCUUUGUUCCACCAAAAGGUCCUAUUGAGUUUCCACGAAUAUUGCAUUGGAUGAAUAUAAGUGUUGGAGACAAGUUUGUAAAACGGUGUAUGGAGACAGGUUUGUUUGUUGACGAUGUUUAUGGUGGUCCUUCAACGAAGGAUAAGGAGGAAUACAGACCAACACCUAAAAGAAAGGAUGCUAAACCAAGAGGAAAGAAGAAACAAAAAAGAAUUCGAAGAUAAACUUUUAUGCGUGCGUUAGAGGAACAAGAAUUUCUAAUUGAAGAACUUAAAAGGAGGGUUGCAACUUUGGAGGCACAAUUGGCUGAAGAGAAGGCAAGAAGGCAAAAUAAAGAUGAUGUUGGACAAAGUGUGCCUCGUACAGAACCAUCCGUGGACACUGGUUUUGUUUCCCCUACUGACAUUGACGGAAAUGAACAACUUUUGAAGACGUAUGUUAGGGUUGGAUCACGAAGGCGUUACAAGGGAAGAGCACUUAGGACUCCAUACACCGGAACCGUAGUGCUUAGAAUAAAAAAUGAGUGAUAUGUGUAUUUAGUUGAUGGAAAAUGUUAUUUGGAAAGUAAUGAUAAUUGUAAGCAUUGUAAAUAGAUUAAGAAAACAAUGUUUAAUGUAUCCGAUUUAGUUCAAUGAAAUAAAAUUUGAGUUU
Molecule: messenger RNA, 1625 nt
Organism: Vigna angularis (adzuki bean)
Lineage: Eukaryota; Viridiplantae; Streptophyta; Magnoliopsida; Fabales; Fabaceae
Exons: 4
Coding region: 293-1198 (301 amino acids)
Source: RefSeq, a predicted model, not a curated record